CUGGUAUUACCAUGGAUGCCUAAACCUUCAGAAAUUAAAAACAAAUAAAUACAUAAAUAAAUAAUAGGAAAAUUAAUUUAAAAAUUGGCCUGAUUAAAACAAAUACUUCAACAAAAUUCUUCAAACAAAUUUGUGCAUUUGAUCAAAAUAUCUGGAUUGAGUUGUCAGAAUAUUGCACGUUCUGAUGUUCACUGGAAAUGGCAGAUAAUCGAUACUCAAAACCAUGAUCAGCAAUACAGCAAUUGGCUGGCGACAAGACAGCAAUGUAAAGACUGGUUCUGUACCUUUAUAAGAAAAUAGCCAAACAACCAAAACAACAUAAAAGUUAUAAUAGAUAAAUGAAAUGUGUAUUGUUUUGUUAGAUGAUUCCCAUUUAAUUUAAUGAUUUCUAGUAUUUUUACAGGCUUUGUAUUUAUAUUUCAUGUAGUAAUUAGCAGCUUAGCAAUUUAAUUUUACCUGUGAAGCAGAUUUGUUACGUGACAGCAUUAAUUAAAGUUUCCUAAGGGUCAAGAACAUUUGUCUAAUGGCACAGUAGACAGCAGUUAUCUGCAUCUCCUGCGCUGCAUCAAGCCAUUCCCAUAAUAGCUGUUAAUGCAUGGCUUAGUCUAAUAUCUGUAUAACAUGUUUAAGACUCGAACUUCGACUUUGAGAACAACAUGGGCCUACCUAAAGCAGAGGCAUUUUUCAAAAAUGAAGAGGAGUUGGAGGUAAUGUAUCCAACAGAAGUUAAAUCUGCCAAAGAUAAGAAAAAGAUGAAAGAAAUUAUCCUGAGAGAGAACCCAGAGAUACUGCUGUCUGACUACACUGGACCAGAAGACAACAGAGUCCGGUGUAACCUGCUCUUCUUCACUGAACACCCAUCAGUCUGGCACACCAUCCUCUGCUCUGCCAUGACAUGCAGAAGAAAAGGAGGCAUCAGCAAAGGCAGACAACUCACUCUAGAAGGAGAAAAUGACACAAAGCUGACUGUGAACCUUUAUCAUAAUGGUAUAGUCAUGGCCCAGGGACCAGAAACCAGCCUUAAUGAAUUCCAGAGGAACUUUAAAAACCUUAAACUGGAAGUUCAGAAGAUUAAGAAAGAUCCUGAAGUAAAGAGAAACACAGAGGAUGGACUCUGCAACACAAUAGGUACCAACAUAAACCCCAGUUCAAGAACUCCUAUAACAGACAGACACAUCAGCACUCCUGCAUCUCCCAAGAUAAAGGCCUUGAAAGACAACAUCGCUGAGCUGGAGCAGGAAUUCUUCCUGUUUAAAGAGGAAACUACCAACAACCUCCACCAGCUCCUGAACUUGAACAGCCACCACAGCAUUCAACAACUUCAACAGCUCUGAUCCGCUGUCAGACAACUGGAGGAGGACAAUCAAGAGCUGCGCCAGGAGCUGAGGAGGGUGAGAGAGGAACUGGUUAUAAGAGAACAACACAGCCACACUCUGGAGAGACUGCUGGAGGAGACCAGGAACCAGCUACACACAAAACAACAUCAGCAGUGUGUCAGCACACAAACACACAGCACCUCCUCUCCUGAAAGAGUCCCAAACUCAA
Molecule: messenger RNA, 1545 nt
Organism: Megalobrama amblycephala (Wuchang bream)
Lineage: Eukaryota; Metazoa; Chordata; Actinopteri; Cypriniformes; Xenocyprididae
Exons: 2
Coding region: 657-1334 (225 amino acids)
Source: RefSeq, a predicted model, not a curated record